UAUCAGUAGCAAUUUUUUCCCAUACAGCUGGGCUAGUCUGGAUGUAUUUGACAAUGUACUGUCAAAGUAUCCCUUUUGUAAACGGUAGGCUUUGGUUGGGUUUGUCGCUUGACGCGCGCUCUGUUCUGUUGCAAAGCGGCAAAUGCACCGUGCCACUUGGCAGAGUCGCACCUUCCAGAGAGGUCUCUGCCCUUCCCUCACCUCUUCUUGCACCUUCUUCUUCCUAUAUUCUUUCCUCCUCCCUGUAAUAGUUGGCCGCGUUUUUUACUUGUUUCUAUUUUUUUCUCCGACUUAUCCCCCCUUCUUUCCCACCUAUCAGCAUCUCGUCGCAAAGCCAACGAAAUAGCAAAAGCCCGUUUUCUUCUUUCGUCUCUCGAUGACAACAAACUAGGACCCCUCCCCCGCCCACUACACCACCACAGAGCGGAACCAGUGGAUGCGCCCCUCCCCCCUUGAUGGCCCUGGGUGGCGCCAACGUCAGGAACCCGACGACCGAAGGCUUCAGAAUCUUCCGUUGCCGCUGUCCCAGUGCCCCAAACAGGUACUUCGCUGCUACUUUUGUCUACGCCCCAGGGCCUAGAAUCUCGAAUUCUCUGGGGCCGCCCCACGACCCGUGGACCCGUAGUCCGGGUUUACCACCAGAACACACACCACAAUGGCGCUGGCUAUUGACACGCGGUCCGCCUUAUCAGGAUAGUUUUUACACACGACUCGGGAAGCCACCAUGUUCUAUAAAACCUCUUCACCCCUCCCACCCCUACCGUGUUCCGUCUCAUCGUAAAUCCAAAUAACGACACUCCUUGUUCGCUCUUCAGCAUCUUGCCAUUCCUUACUCUAUAGUCAUCGCGACUUAUACCAACGCUCCUUCAGCAACCAACUACUUCUUUCUGCUUCCUCACUCUCUAAGCAAGCAAAAGACUUACCAAACCACAUUCCUUCUCAUUUGAAAAUCAUUUAAGAUGCAGUUCUCUACCGCCGUUGCCUCUCUCAUUGCCGCUGCCGCUGCCGUCGCAGCCGACAACCAGGUCACCUUCUGGACCCUUGACAACACCCAGCGCACCAUCUACUUCACACCCAGCGCCGGACACGCCCAGAUUCCCAGCGUCAACGUUGACAACACCAAGAACAUCACCGUUGACUUCCCUCUCCAGUGGAUCGGCAACUGGUACGCCAGACCCGUUGGCGCCCCCAACACUCCGGGCAUGCUUGGUGAGGUCACCUUCAACGGCUGGAACGACAUCACCUUCUACGACGUCUCUGCUAUCGUUGACCCCACCGACAAGACUGGUGUUCACCAGAUCUUCCCUGCUGGCGAGCUUGGUCCUGCCUCUGGCUGCGAGGCCUUCCCCUGCGGCCACGAGUACGUCCUUCCCGAUGACGUCCAGACCAAGACCACCAAGGCCACCCACCUCAUCACCACCCUUGGUGAGGGCAGCACUGGCCUCGCCCUCUUCCACUAAAUGGGGUCACUUCUUCAUGACUGCACAUGCACGGUCGCAGAGUCUGGUCGGCGAGCCGAUCGUCCGCGACUUGCACUUGUGCCUCUUUUGAUUUUUCAGCAUCCCACAGAACGCCAGGAGCGGCUGAUGAAUAUGCUUCCUAGCAGCAUCUCUUAUAAAGACAUGUCUUGCAUCGGAUGCAGUUAUGAACCAAGAUCAUGAUUACUUUUAGACGGAUUUAUACCACGGACACAAAUUGGGCGCAACACCACUAGACGGACACUGUUUUGCUUUGGACUUUUUCUCUUUUCACCUUGUCUUUUCGCUUUUCUAGCAUAGUGUCUUUACACUUUGCGCCCCUCUCGCUCUCAACUACAGGCACUGUCCUGGCACUCUUUUACAAGUCGAGAUACAACAAAAAGCAAUUGAUACCCCCUUCACUUCACGUCAUUCGCUGAGAGCAAGUCACCCUUCCUUCGUUUAUAGGGAGACUUGGAAUUGGCCUAUGUCAUCUCUUUUGGAUAGCCGUAUAUACAAAUGAUAUUACUCACUC
This is a messenger RNA of [Torrubiella] hemipterigena, 1992 nucleotides long. Lineage: Eukaryota; Fungi; Ascomycota; Sordariomycetes; Hypocreales; Clavicipitaceae. The record is from the annotation of a GenBank genome assembly.